AUGGCGAAUAUUUCUAUCCUUAUCAUCUUGGUGAUGCUUGCUGCCAUCGUCAAGCAAGUCUCAGCUGCAUCAUCGGAGCCACAGCUUUGCACACCACUAGGUCAUCCAGAUUGGGAUUGCAAAAGCUCAAUUAUUUGCGAGGCGGAUUGGCCUUCAGAAACAGGGAAUUAUGGGUCGAGAGAUGGCAACACCAAGAUCACAUCGCGCAGUAAAUCUCAGGGGAGAAUUUUAGUCCUGGACAGUGAGGUCAAUUACACAGCCAUCAAAGACGACAUUCAUCGACGCCGAUUAGCCACGAUCUCUGUGGCUCAAAACUCUCAAAACCAUUCAAUUGUUUCUCGAUCUGCCACAUCACCGUUCCCAGAGCAGUGCUGUCGUCUCACCGUGGAAUGUUUCAAGUUCUUCGACGAUGAGAUCGGAACCAAACCUAGGGAUUACAAUGGCAGGCUCUUGAUAGACGAUUUCAAUCUAUGGAAGAAGGCGGAGUGUUGCAUGUCGGACUUUUUGACACCAAAGUCGUGGUGUCUGACUCCUCCAGCUCGAAAUAGCUGGUUCUCGUGGGAUGAGCCACCGGCUUGCUCCAAAUUUCACUAG
This is a messenger RNA of Fonsecaea pedrosoi CBS 271.37, 594 nucleotides long. RefSeq lists its product as uncharacterized. The coding region runs from base 1 to 594 and encodes 197 amino acids. Lineage: Eukaryota; Fungi; Ascomycota; Eurotiomycetes; Chaetothyriales; Herpotrichiellaceae. The record is from RefSeq and is a predicted model, not a curated record. The transcript has a single exon.